AUGAGUGAAUCCACAACAAAACAAAGAGUGGUUCUUUUACCAAUUGAUGGAAGUGAACAUGCUGAACGAGCGUUUCAUUGGUAUUUGAAUAAUAUGAAAAGUUCAAAUGAUAUUGUGAAGUUUGUUAAUAUUGUUGAGCCAGUUUAUAAUACACCUGCAGUUGGAUUAACAAUGGAAACUCCACCAUUAACCGAUAUUACUAAAAUAAUGCAAGAUAGCAUUGAUAAAGGCAAGUUAUUGGGAAAAAAAUAUAUAUCUGAAGCAAAAAAAUAUGAUAUAAACUGUCAAGCAUUUCUUCACGUAGACAAUCGACCUGGUGCAGCUAUAUUAAAAUCAAUAGAAGAUCAUAAUGCAAAUUUGAUUAUAAUGGGAAGUAGAGGUCUUGGUGUACUUCGACGUACUUUUCUUGGAAGUGUUUCUGAUUAUGUGUUACAUCAUGCUCAUAUACCAGUGGUAAUUGUUCCACCAAAAUAAUUUUUUCAAGAAAAAAAAACCUUGAUAAUAUUUACUCUUUAAAUCAAAAUAUAAAACAUUUACCAUAUCGAUAUGUACAGAGAGAAAUAGAAUAGGAACAAUGUUAAACUAACAUGGAUGGAUUCAUUUAGUUUGUGAAUUCUAUUCGGUUGCUUCCAUGAUAAAAACAAUUACCCUAAACAAUACAUAUUUUCAACAAUGUAUUUAUCGAUUUUAUACAAAACUUAAAUUCCAUUCAAUCAUAAACCAAUAGAGAGUUUGUGAAAAUUGUUCAAGUGUUGAUUAAUCAUAGAAUAUGAAGAUGGGUAUUCUCGAAAGCGAAUAUGUAACUGAGAAUCACUAACUUUAAUACGAGUAAGAAAUUCAAGCUAUUACAUUCGUAGUGACAACAGCAAAAGACAGAUUGAUUGGGAUGUUGUAAUGACAAGAGUUGUGGUAGAUAGGAGAAUGGGGAGUAUGAAUUAAAAUAUUGCACAACUGCAUAGUAUAAAAUUAUAGUCAUCAAUGUUGUCUUUGAUUAAUAAACAAAUCC
Messenger RNA from Schistosoma margrebowiei, 1006 nucleotides. Lineage: Eukaryota; Metazoa; Platyhelminthes; Trematoda; Strigeidida; Schistosomatidae. The record is from the annotation of a GenBank genome assembly.